UGGAUAUUGGCAGGGUAAGGUUUUACUUGCUGGAAUUGCUGAGAUUAUUUGACACCCUUGCUGUGGGUGAUGCUGCUUAUUAAAAGUUGGGUCUACCUAAAGGAUAGCUUAUGGAGAUGAAGCGUAAGAGAAUCAACGGAGGACAUUGAGGUUAUUGUUUCUUGUCAACCUGCGGCUGUUAUUGGUACAGAGUUGUUAUCUCAGGUUUAGAGCUGCAAAUGAAGCGUGUGCUCAUGAAAAGCUUGAGAUGGAGUCCGUGUGGCUUUCAUUCAUUUAUCUUCUGAACAAGCAAAGAUGAUAUAAACCAACUCAAUAGUGAAGCGUCACUUCUUAGUGUCCUAACGCAAGGAGAAGUCAAACCUCAUCCAAAUCCUGUUGCAUUGUUUGUCUUUCCAUUGAUGAUGAUGUCUGUUUCAGGAAACGACGCUCAGGUCAACAAGUAACUGGAUGAUGUUCCAGUUGCACGCAUCAUUUGUGAUUGUCGAAUCUGGCUCGUCUAUUGUAUCCUUAUUACGCAGAUGGUCUUUCAUUACAAAUGAAAUAGUAAUCUGCAUUGCUAGUAGAAUAGAGACUUGCAAGCAUGUCCUUGAAGCUACUGCUACCUGAGCUUAUUAUUGUGAUUACCUACCUGAGACUCAGCAUCCAGAAAAAGAUCACUUCAAUCAGAAACUUUAUGAUCCAAAAGCAACUAAAGCAGUGUUAGAAGCUUGCAUUGGGUUGGAGAAGCUCCACUCAUGUUGGGAUGAAAAGUGGUCUGUACUCCCAAUGCCACGUUUCAAGGAGAAGAGUUUCGAGUGAGCAGACUGGACAUGGUUGAAAGCCUCCUGGUAUUUAGUGUUGUCUACUGAGUGCUGCAAACAAAAAGAUGAUGUGACACACCCCAGAGCAGUACUCCUCUCCUCUCUCAGCAACAAUGUGAAGCUGAUGUGACACCCCAGAGCAGUACUCCUCUCCUCUCUCAGCGACAAGAUGGACUCCAUCUUGGACCUGGCAUGGUCAUGUCUUGCCCCAUUUGACAAAAAGAUAAGCUCCAAUGAUGUUACUGAUUCCGCGAAAUAGUUUCUGAAGCUGGAAAAUGAUGUUUAGGGCUCAGAAACAGCAACCGGUGAGGAAUCCUCAUGUUUUGAGUGGUUCCUGUGAGUUCUCCAGAUCAGUGAGGGUAAGAAGAAGUCUCCAUAAUCCAAAGCCUUAGCUGAGGAUAUCUGGCCAUUUGGUGGAUGAACUGGAUCUCUGUGUUGCUGUUCGUAGAAGUGUUGGAAGAAAUUUUCUUUGUCUGUUCUAAGUUCAUAUACAAGACCAUUUGCAGACCAGAAGAGAAAAGAGCAGUGAAUGGAUUGUGAUAGGGAGGAGGCCCUUAAGGCCAAAGAAACUGCCGAAAGGAAAUUCAACAAUAAGGACGUCAAGGGUGCCAAAAAGUUGGCUCUGAAGGCUCAAAAUCUCUUCCCGUCGCUUGAAGGCAUAAGCCAAAUGAUCACAACACUGGAUGUUUAUCUUGCGGCAGGAAAGAAGAUUAAUGGGGAGAGUGACUGGUAUGCAAUUCUCUCCGUGGAUGCCACUGCAGAUGAAGAGACACUGAAGAAACAUUAUAGGCAGUUAGCCCUCCAGCUGCACCCUGACAAGAACAAAUCCGUAGGAGCAGAAGGUGCUUUCAAACUCAUCUCCGAGGCUUGGAAUGUAUUUUCUGAUAAGAAUAGGAAAAUGGCAUAUGACCAGAUGAGAAAUGUCGAUGGUUUAGAAAACAGAGCUUCACAACCACGUAGAGAUUGUUCUGUUCAUAAUACUGCCAAUGGUUUCUACUCAUCUUCCAACACAACAUCCGGCAAAAGAGCUCGAAAGAGAAAAACUGGUUCUGCUCCAUCUGCUGCCCCUCCUCAACCUCAUCCAAUAAAUUUGAACACGUUUUGGACAUCUUGCAACUGCUGCAGGAUGCAGUAUGAAUACCUUAGGACUUACCUUAAUCACAAUCUUUUAUGUCCCAACUGUCAUCAGGCCUUCAUGGCUAUCGAGAUAGGAAUUCCAGGUAAUGCAGCAAAUUCUUCUAUUUCAUGGUCAGCCAGGCAGCACGAACAUAAUUCAAACUAUAAGUACACAAUAAAGAAUGGUUAUAGUUCUGGGUUCAGUACCUCCACUUUUUCUGGAACAGGUCAUACAGAAUUACAGCAUGGGGGAAAUCUUGACUUUUAUAACCAUCAUAAGUUCCAAUGGAGCUCUUUCACUGGAUCAUCUGGGACUUCUAGUACAACAGAUUCUGCUUUUCAGCCUGCAAACUUAAUCCAUAAGAAAUUUGGAAAAAAGAGAAGAAAGCAUGAGGCACAAGCAGCAGCUCGAAGGGAAGAGUCCUUCCAGACGGAUUAUCAUGUAUACAAGAGUGCAGCUGAUGGUUCUAGAAAUUACAAUGAUGGUCACACCCUAACAAGUUAUGAUCAGGACCGGUGUAUUUCUAAGGCUGGCAGGCCAGCAAAGAGGAGGAACAAUGGUGACCAAAGCGGUGAUUGUUAUAGAACAGAUGAGACAGAGAAUAUGUCUACAAGCAUCGAAGACACCAUUAAUCCUGAAGUUGAAAGGUCUAAUGGUGCUGUUGAGGAUCUUCUUAGAACUAGAAUCACAGCAAGACAGAACAACUACAUCAGGGAGUAUUCACAAGUCAAUAUCUGGAAAAUGCUUACGGAGAAGGCUAAGGCAGCGAUUGGUAUAAAGCUAGAAGAAUGGAACUUAGCUCAGGCAAACAAGUUGGAAGAAAAAGAGAAAUUAAGGCGGCAAAAUGGACAAGAAGCAUCUGCAAUAGAUGCAAAUACAGGCAAACAUGAUUCCAGCAUUAGGGAAUCUUCAGCCCAUGGCCUUGAUGUCAAUACAGCUAAGAAAGUCGUUAAACAUGUAUCCAUUGAUGUACCUGAUCCUGAUUUCUAUGACUUUGACAAGGAUCGCUUGGAGAUGACUUUUGAAGGUGACCAGGUAUGGGCUACAUAUGACAGUGAAGAUGGUAUGCCUCGACUCUAUGCCAUGGUUCAAAAAGUUUUAUCUUUGAAUCCUUUUAACAUCCGCAUGAGUUUCCUUAACACAAAGUCCAACAGUGAAUUGGGACCAGUUAACUGGGUAGCCUCUGGAUUUGACAAAACCUGCGGGGAUUUUAGGGUGGGUAGAUAUCAAAUUAGUGACACAGUCAAUAUAUUCUCACAUAGAGUUAGAUGGGAGAAGGGUCCACGUGGAGUCAUUAGAAUUGUCCCUAAGAAAGGUGAUAUUUGGGCCUUAUAUAGAAAUUGGUCUCCAGACUGGAAUGAGCUUACGCCUGAUGAUGUGAUAUACAAAUAUGAAAUGGUGGAAGUACUUGAUGAUUACACAGAUGACCAUGGUGUGUCUGUCAUCCCAUUGGUGAAAGUUGCUGGUUUCAAAGCAGUGUUCCAUCGACAUAUGGAUCCAUUGGAGGUUAAGAGGAUCACAAGAGAAGAAAUGUUUCGUUUCUCACAUCAGGUUCCUUCUUAUUUGCUCACAGGCGAAGAAGCUCAUAAUGCUCUGAAGGGUUGCCUUGAAUUGGACCCAGCAGCAACUCCUGUUGAACUUCUUCAGGUUAUAACCGAAGUUAAGGAAGAUUUGGGGAUGGAGAUAAACAAACAACAAUCAGGUAAUUGAUUCAGAAUCUAUUAGGGGCAGUGGAUGAACCUUUGGCAUCGAACAAUGGACUUGUCACCAAAUGAAGUCUCAUGGAGCUUCCAUUCUCCAUUUCAUCAUCCUUUUUUUUCUCGAUGACUUGGACUAGGAUGCCAGGGUUGGUGACCAUUCACAUAUCUUCUGUUACAGUCAUUGUUGGGCAUAUCUAACCAUUAACCCUUAUUCCAAUAUGAGAUUGCUGGAAAUAGCAGUUAGUUUCUGGAACCUUGUUCCUGCUAGAACCUGAUUUCCAUCUUACCCUUGAACGUCAAACCAUGCGCUGAAAGGUGAGUGCAGUUUUAACAAAAUAGUUUCAGCUAUUGAUUGUCAGUCAGAAGCAUUCUGACUUCUAUGUUUCUUACCAUAUUUUGUGUUUUUAUGUAUUUCUUUGAGGAAUUGUCCUAAUGUCCUCCCUUUAAGGUAAUUUGGUAUCAUUACUGGAUUAUGAGGCCGAUCGCAUAUGUACAAUAUUAAAAAAUCAAAAUUUCAUUAACUUAGUUCUUGCUCUAUUCUUUGUUUAGUAUAGUUAUGCAAAUCAUUUCUUUAGCUACAACUGUGGUUUCCUUCUGUGUUCUUUCUGCAUAACAUGAUAAUUAGGUAUACAUAUCUAUAUUGUUGCUUAAUCAACACGUUUGAGAACUCUAGUCGGUAAUACUCUGGAAUGAAGACUGAUUUAUGUGAUAUUUCAUCAAUGUCUAUUGUCAUGCAUUGGAAGUAGCUUCUCAUAGGAGGUUGUGUAUUCACAGUAGUAUCCUAUAUUAGCUUCCUGUUUUCAGUAGUUCUUAAAAUGGGAGAGGAUCCGAAUCCAAUUUUAAGAACCUGGGCUUUGUUCUUAUGCUAUAAUCACAGCAAAUGGGAAACAUUAAACCUUUUCGGAUCCAUUUUCCAUGUUUUAGAGUUUUAAAUCCCACUUGUGGUUAUAUAUAUAUAUCCAUGCAAAAAUCUAAAGCUCAUAUAUGUCACUAUAUGUUGAAAUUUCAAUUGACAAAAAGCAUUGGAGCAUGUGGCUAUGAAUCACAGUGUCGGGGUUGCAAAUCCCUUCUAUCAACCAUAAGUUGCAUAACCAAAUCAAAUUCUUUCUCGAUAAACUUGUUUGAAAAUUUUGAGCCCAGAGAACUAGAAUUGGAAUAGGUUUUGUGGGGAUCACAAAACAAACCCCUAUAGAAUUGAAGAAAGCUUCGGAUUCAUAUUGUUCAUGGGUUGAGAAUGAGAAUCAGUAACUCCAACAAUUAUUUGUCCUCAACAUUAAUAAUGUUAGUGAGAAUAAUAAUUCAGUGAAUGGUUAUUAACAUAUCCUAUAGAAUUCUAUAUUGGCAGUUUUUGAAUCUAAUCUUCAUCUGGGAUGAUCGAGAGAAGGGUUAAAACUUGAUGAUUGAGGUCUCCAGAGGUACAUUCAUGAAUGCAGGUCUUCGAGGUGGAUGGAUGAGGACAGGUCCUUCCCGAUCCGUCUGAUUCUUUGAUACUCUUGUAUUAUAAUGACAAUGGUGGAUCAGUAAUUUAUACUGCAGCGAGGAGCCUAUCAGGACCUGCAACCUUGACCAUACCAACGUAGAACAUGAGCUGAAGCCCUGUUAUCAGUGGUGUAAUCUACAUACUAUUAGGGUUCUCCACCCAUGCAACUGUCUCCCGCAGAAUUAACUAUGAAGUAGAAGAAGAUGAGUUCUAAAGGAUAAACGACGGAGACAGAGUUGACACCAUCAAUUGAGUACUACAUUUAUUCAUAGGAAUAAAGGCGACAGAAGUAAAUUACACGCAGCUCGUUCGUUUUCCUCUUCAGCAUUGUCUGUCUUCUUCAGUCCAGCCGCUGGGGUGACGGUGGUGGCUCAGGCAGAUCGUAUUCGGCAGGAUGAUCAAGGCGCUGGAUCUGUCCAGCUCGAGGAACAUAUGGCGACUGCAUCCCAUUUGGGCCUGAGGGAGCCGUUCGCUGCUUGGGAAGUAGACCUCGCAUCUCAUCGUUCUCUUCUGCAACAACACCGCCGGCGGCUACUUGCAGACGCUUGUCCUUGUCCCUACCGUUUUUUCCCAGUCUUGUUCCUGCUGCAGCAGUGGCUGUAGACACAACCAGAACCACCAUUACAACGCAAAUGACCCUUGUUUGCUCCA
Molecule: messenger RNA, 5748 nt
Organism: Musa acuminata AAA Group (dessert banana)
Lineage: Eukaryota; Viridiplantae; Streptophyta; Magnoliopsida; Zingiberales; Musaceae
Exons: 4
Coding region: 1330-3627 (765 amino acids)
Source: RefSeq, a predicted model, not a curated record